This is a messenger RNA of Megalobrama amblycephala (Wuchang bream), 2386 nucleotides long. RefSeq lists its product as uncharacterized. Lineage: Eukaryota; Metazoa; Chordata; Actinopteri; Cypriniformes; Xenocyprididae. The record is from RefSeq and is a predicted model, not a curated record. The coding region runs from base 1039 to 2232 and encodes 397 amino acids. Gene Ontology annotation, molecular function: nucleic acid binding. The transcript is spliced from 6 exons.
UAAAUUAGAUGACAUGGCUGAGUUUAUGGAUCUUGCUGAAGAUAUUGAUGUGCCGAGGCGAAUAUUUCGUGAUAGGGAGAACCCGCUGGACCAUCUUAACGACGAAAAACUGUUACGAGAAUAUAGAUUUGAUCGUCGCGCAAUCUAUGAGAUCGCAAACAAGCUGGAAGACGACCUUGACCGUGUCACUCAGCGCAACCACUCGCUACCAUCCGUGUUACAGCUGCUUAUAGCUCUUCGCUUUUUUGCAACUGGGAGUUUCCAGUCUGUAGUGGGAGAUGUUUUCCACAUUCAUAAAUCGUCUGUCAGUAGGAUUAUACACCGGGUUGCAGGGGCCCUUUGCCGUCUUUUAAGUCAGACCGUAACAUUUCCAUCUCGUCAAGAACAGGGUGCCAUUCAGACCUCUUUUUUUCGGAAAGCGGGGUUUCCUCGAAUAAGUGGUGUAAUAGACGGCACACAUAUCAGAAUUCAGGCGCCCCGCACACACGAAGAUCAAUAUGUGAACAGAAAAAACUAUCAUUCAAUUAAUGUCCAGUUAGUGUGUGACCAUCUGUCCAUAAUUAGAAAUGUCGUUGCAUCGUGGGUCAGGGUAUAUUCUGGCAAACCAUUUGCCAAUCACGUGUAGCAAUAGGCAAAGCAAACUGUUGUACACGCCGUUUACGAACACAUGCUGGAUAACUCGCAAAGCAAAUCAUCCGUUUCCCUUUUCCAAGCGCUAUUUUGACGAAAUGACUUGGAUAAGGGAUUGGAGAAACAAGAGGCGGGACAACAGUUGAACAAUUUCAAAGUUAAAGUUCUCGUGCUUUACUACAAAUUGAAAAUGUGUCAUGUAAAAAUAUAUACUGAAUAAUACCCCAAAACAAUAUAAGAUUUAUGAUGCACGUUUACAAUAUUUCAGAGUAAAAGGUCUAAUCAAUAGGAUUUCGCUUUUCUCCUAUCCAUAAUGAAUCACAGUUCGCACUUCAGUCCAGUAGGUGGCGGAAAUGCGCUUUUAAGUGAAACAGAGAGUGUUGGGAAUGUGUCGUGUCUUAUUGAAUUAUGGCUGGAUUGUCUCAAUAUCAAGAACUUAUAACACAUAUGUACGAAAAUGGUCAUACCGAUCAAGAAAUAUCACAUCACUUGUCCGAGCUAGGAAUGCAGAGGGGAAAUUCAGAGCGAAGUAUAAGGAAAUUCCGCUCUGAAAGGGGUCUGAAAAGAUCCACUAUCUCCAAUGAGGAACUAGAAUUGGCGGUUUCUCAAGCUAUAGUAGAGACUGGACCAUGCUAUGGACGCAAAAUGAUGACCGGCUACCUUGCAUCACAGGGUGUACAUGCGUCAGAGGUUCGGGUGGGACAGACAUUGGCUCAAAUGCACGAACCAAAUCACAGGGCUCGAUGCCAGGGUGCAAGAAAUCUUAAUCCAGUUCCAUAUGAGGCAGAGUAUGUGGGUCACAAAUUGCAUAUGGACCAGAAUGAGAAACUAUGUAUGUUUGGUGUGACCCAUGUUGUGGCCAUUGAUGGUUACAGUAAAAAAAUUGUCGGACACUCCACCAUGCCGAUAAAGAAUAAUUUAACAAUUUAUGAAGAAGUGUACAGAAAUGCUGUCCUUUCCCACGGAUUGUGGGAUCAGGUCAGAGUGGACCAUGGCACGGAAUUUUAUUUAACCCUAUUCAUGCAGGACAUUGUGGCAGAAUACCGCCAUAACCAGCAAAGGCUGCCUUACCUCCAGACAACAUCAACUAAGAACCAUACAGUUGAGAGAAUAUGGCCAGAAGUAAACAAGCGGGUUAAUUUCCCAAUCAAGAGUGCUCUAAUCCAGAUGGUUGACCAGGAGUCUUUGGAUAUGGAGGAUGGAUUGUCAAGAUACUGUGUGUCCAAUCUUACAUGUGAGAUCAGCAGGGUUGGAGUGCAGCGAUUUGUUUGUGCAUGGAAUAGCCAUAAUAUUCUAGGUAAAGGCAUUCCCAAUCUACUGGCCACAAUUGGAUGCAAAGCAAGGAUCUCAGAGGACCUUCUGCCGAGGGCGUCAGAAGCUGCUGAACUGUACAGACAGACAAUGGGACACAGUUUGACGGCUCCAUCCAUAUUUGGCACUGAUCCAUUCCAGUCUGAAGAGGGCAAAAUUAGAGCAGAGACUGAAUUUAAUUUACUUUAUUCUGACCUGGCAAGUGUAUUUAAUUAUACUGUAAAUGAACACUACAGGCCAUACCAAGAUUGUGUAACUGACCUUAUUAACAUCACCAGAAGAUGUGCAUAGAGCUGUUUGACAUUGCAUUUUCACAGCUGCAUCUUGUCAGACCACUCAGAAUAUUUUGCUUUUUGGCAAACAUUGUACAUGUAUUACAUGUUAUUUAAGAAUGAUAAAUCCCAGUUAUGUUGUUUUGGAGGAAAAAUAAAGUUCUAUGGUUGUA